Messenger RNA from Lagopus leucura (white-tailed ptarmigan), 4559 nucleotides. It is a transcript of the gene WNK4, whose product is annotated as WNK lysine deficient protein kinase 4. Gene Ontology annotation, cellular component: cytoplasm; cytosol. Gene Ontology annotation, biological process: monoatomic ion homeostasis; intracellular signal transduction; protein phosphorylation. Gene Ontology annotation, molecular function: chloride channel inhibitor activity; protein serine/threonine kinase activity; potassium channel inhibitor activity. The record is from RefSeq and is a predicted model, not a curated record. NCBI's taxonomy places the organism in Eukaryota, Metazoa, Chordata, Aves, Galliformes, Phasianidae. The transcript has 20 exons. Bases 47 to 3922 code for a protein of 1291 amino acids.
UCCUGUUUGCAGGGCGGCGGUGCGGGGUGCGAAGCUGCGGGAGUCGAUGCUGACCGUCGAACUCGCCGCCGCUGGAACCAUGUCCCAGCCCGAGGCGGAGCGGGCAGGCGGCGGCUCCGCGGUGGAGCCGGGGCUCCCCGGUAGAGCACCGCACCGUAACCGCGGCCGGAGGCCCUCGGGACGAGACUCCCGCCGCGCUUCCUCCCGCUUCAACCGGCGGAGUUCGGUGGAACUGGAGCUGCUGGGCUACCCGGGGCCGAGCGUGGGGUCACUGCCGCCGCCGGGCACCGCGGCUCACCGUGAGCCGGAGGAGACGGAGAGCGAGGAGGUGGAGACGCGCGCCGUGGCCACUUCUCCCGACGGCCGAUUCCUCAAGUUCGACAUCGAGAUUGGCCGGGGCUCCUUCAAAACCGUCUACAAGGGGCUGGACACGGAGACAACAGUGGAGGUGGCGUGGUGCGAGCUGCAGACACGGAAGCUGUCCAAGACAGAGCGGCAGCGCUUCAGUGAGGAGGUGGAGAUGCUGAAGGGGCUGCAGCAUCCCAACAUUGUUCGCUUCUACGACUCCUGGAAGUCAUCUGUCAAAGGGCAGAUCUGCAUUGUGCUGGUCACUGAGCUAAUGACAUCUGGCACCCUUAAGACCUAUCUGAAGCGGUUCAAGGAGAUGAAGCUGAAAGUACUGCAGCGCUGGAGCCGUCAGAUUCUCAAAGGGCUGCACUUCCUGCACACUCGCUCACCCCCCAUCAUCCACCGUGACCUCAAGUGCGACAACAUCUUCAUCACCGGCCCCACCGGCUCCGUCAAGAUCGGGGACCUGGGGCUGGCCACGCUCAAGCGUGCCUCCUUUGCCAAGAGCGUGAUAGGAACCCCUGAAUUCAUGGCUCCAGAGAUGUAUGAGGAGAAGUACGAUGAAGCGGUGGAUGUGUACGCCUUCGGGAUGUGCAUGCUGGAGAUGGCCACCUCGGAGUACCCCUACUCGGAGUGCCAGAACGCUGCCCAGAUCUACCGCAAGGUCACCUCAGUGAGUGCCUCAGGGCUGGAGGAAGGGGCAGUGUGGUGGGAGCUGCUGGACCUUGCUGCUCCUGAGGGCCUGAAGCCCAGCAGCUUCUACAAGGUGAAGGUGCCUGAGUUGAAGGAGAUCAUCGAGGGCUGCAUUCGCAUGGAUAAGGACGAAAGAUACACCAUCCAGGACCUGCUGGAGCACUCCUUCUUCCAGGAGGACACAGGGGUGCAUGUGGAGCUGGCUGAGGAGGAUGAUGGCAUUAAGUCAGGGCUCAAGCUGUGGCUGCGGAUGGAUGACACAAAGAAGCUGCAUGGCAAGUACAAGGACAACAAUGCCAUCGAGUUUCUCUUCGAGCUCUACAAGGAUGUGGCAGAGGAGGUGGCUCAGGAAAUGGUCGUCCUGGGCUUUGUCUGUGAGGCUGACUACAAGCUGGUGGCGAAGGCGGUGCGGGACCGCGUGGUCGCCAUCAAGCGCAAGCGGGAGAAACUGAAGCGUGCGCAGGAUGUGGUGCCACAGGCUGAGCUGGGGCAGGCGCCGGGCGUCCUGCAGCUGUUGGAGGACCUCAAGUCCCCACUGGCACCAGGCAUCCCUGCACCUGCCCCAGCCACCACCGGCUCCAGGGACUCUGUUUUCAGCAGCACCUUCCCACCAGAGCCUGAGGAACCUGAGGCUGACCAGCACUUCGUGUACCGGCACACGAGCUACUCCUCGGCCACCUCUGACUGCGAAACAGAUGGCUACUUGAGCUCCUCUGGCUUUCUGGACUCCCCAGACGUGUCUCAUCGCAGUGCUUCAAUGGGGACUCCCACUAGCCCCCCACCCACCCGCUCCACACGUUGCUUCCCCACGAGCAUUGCAGUGCAGCUACCCUCUGAGCGCCUGCCCACAGCCAGCGGCUUCUCUUCUCCAGUGGACAGCUAUGCCUCGGAUGUGGCAUCGGGCAUGAGCGACGGCUGUGAGGGGCUCUCUGCUGGUGAGCAGAGCAGCAAGCUGCCAGCCAAGCGGGCAGUGGGGAGGCUGCAGCGACGCAGAGCCCGGUCCCGGCUGCGCAUCACCAAUAUCUCCGACAAGAACGAUCGGGUGGUGGAGUGCCAGCUGCAGACCUACAACAACAAGAUGGUGACAUUCAAGUUCGACCUGGAUGGGGACAACCCAGAGGAAAUCGCAGCUGUCAUGGUCCACAAUGAGUUCAUUCUCAAGUCGGAGCAGGACAGCUUCAUCCACCGCAUUCAGGACAUCAUCCACCGUGUGGAGACUCUGCUGCGCAAGGAUGGGCAAAGCGCAUCCGAGCUGCCCGAGAGCCCCGAGGCUGAGUGUGUCACCGGCCAUCCUCAGGCAGAGCUGCAGCUGCAGGAGCUCUCACACUCCAUCUCCUCCUCCUCACUCAGUGACCUGGGCUGCACCAGCCCCAGCACCUCGCUCCAGUCACCCACCCUGCCAGCGCCGAGCAGCUCCCCAUUGGAGAAUGACCUCUCCAGCCCUGCAGAGCCACUGCCGGGCUCCCCUGCAGGCUCGGCGCAGCCCUGGCCUCUCAUCUCAUCAUCUCCAUCCUGGAUGACAGCAUCACCGGUGCUCCUACAGACACCCCCAGGCUCUUCAGGAAUGUCUGUUCCCCCUGCUCUGCCAGUCCCCUCAUCCCCCAUCCCCAGUGGACCCAGGAGUCCCAUGAGCCCCCCCGUGACCAGCACACCCUGGUCCCCAACCACCCCCCUCCUGUCCUUGGCCAAUGUCUUUUCCCUGGCAGUGAUGAGCGUGGCCCACACGCUACUGCCUGCUGUCUCCUCCAUUGCCAGCUCAGGUGGGCACCUCUACCCCCCGCUGCUGCCUCGGCCACAGAAUCUCGUCCUUGGGCCCCCACGCUUCGUUUACCCUGACCCUGCCAGUAUGGCAAAAUCCUCCCUGUCUUGCAGCGGGCCUCUGGGGGCUGACGUCCCUGCUAUGGAGGGGCCCGUGCCAUUCUCUCCUCCGACAGCAGUUCCUCUGUGCCCCACCGGAGGUCCCUUGACGAUGCCAAGCACAGUCAUGCCAGGGAGCCCGGAGGGCAGCACAGUGCCGUUUGUCCCCCUCAAGCCCGAUCACCCACUCAUCGUCUCAGAGUCGCCAGCAUCCAGUGUGCCCAAGGCCCGGCUGUCACCCAUCAAUGAAGAAGCCAAGCCCCAGAUCCUGGGCCGCUUCCAGGUGACACCAUCCAAGGAGCCAGCUGUCACAUCCCCAGUGCUGGGCAGCAAUGAGAGCAAGCAGCACGGCACGGAGUUGGCGGUGAGCAGCUCUCUGCUGCCCACCACCUCUGGCACAGGGAGCAGCACGAGCAGCAACUCUGACUCAGAGCUGGAGAUGGCAGUGCAGAACCCUGAGGAGGAGGCAGUAGCUGAGGAGGGGACAGCAGUGCCGGCAGAGAGUGACCGGGAGGGCCCUGGGGAGGAGAGUGCUCCGCAGACGGUGCUGAGCCAGGUAUGGCUGAGCCAGUCCCGCAGCUUGUCCUAUGUGAGCAGCGAUGACAGUGAGAGCGAGGACGAGGAGAUCUGGGAGGAGCUGCAGACCCUGCGCCAAAAGACGAUGCCCUUUUGCAGGUCACCAUAUGUACACGAGGCUCAGCUCCCAUUCUCUUUCCCAAGGCACUUGGCUGAAGUACAGCUGCUGCAAAGCACCCAGAAGAAGGAGAUUGAGGAACUGUACCUGCGGAUGGGGAAGCAGCCCCCGCUGGGCAUCGUCUCCCCUGCUGCCAUGCUCUCCAGCCGCCAGCGCCGCCUCUCCAAGGGCAGUUUCAACCCCUCCCGCCGGAACAGCUUGCAGCGCCUGGAGUUGGCGCAGCCCCCAGGAAUCAUGCGCCGGAAUUCACUGAGUGGCAGCAGCACUGGCUCCCAGGAGCAGCGGCUGAGCAAGGGCGUGACAUUUGCAGAUGAUUUCAGCUGGAUGUAGCCAGCUGGCCAGGAGUUACUUCAUGAGCUACCUCAACAGUGUGCCUGCUGCCCCCGCAGGGGGUGAGAGAGCCUCUGCACCAUCUAGGAUGGUGGGCGCUCACCUCGGGAAGCCUGGCCCUUUGCCUUUCUGCACCCUAUCAAGACUUCACUGUUGGCACCUGCUGCUUCUGCACCAGACAGAGGGCUGUCCCCACACUUGUCCGAUAUGCUCUUUUCUGUGUGCCCCAGCCCUGUCUCAUCCCAGUGGCACACAGCCAUUUGCUUGAGCUUGGCCCCAGAAGCAGGAGGGAUGAGUGCUGACACCGCUCAUAGCAUCACUGUGCUGCACUUUGCUCCUGGCUCCAAGAGCAGAACUGAACACCCCUUGCAUCCACUUCACCCCUGCCACCGCACUGUCCUCCAACCAUCCUUCAGUCCACGUGCACAACCCAGGGCCACCUCACAGCUUCACCUCCGGCUCCCCAGCUGCUGUCCAUGGCUCAAAGUGCCACUUUCCUCUUGCAAGCUGCCAGGACCAAAGCUGGCUCCAGAGCAAGAUGAUGCCACCCUCAGCCCCCUAAAAAAUGACAGCCCAGUGCAUUUUGUUACAAACUGAAGUCUAGAAAGUGUUUUCAUAAAUACAGAUUAAAUACCAA